UUGUUUAUGAAUUUUCUAUGCGCCAAACUUUCCCUCCGCAUUUCAUUUUCUGUCUUUCUCUGCCUCUCUAUCUCAUUCUAGUUUGCUGUUUCAUUUAUGUAUUGGAAAAGGAAUUGAAAUUGUUAAUAAUUCUACGGCAAGAAAUCCUCAUUUAUUUUAAUAUUUUGGUCUGUUCUGGUGAUGACAUUGACGGGAAAAUUGUGUUGUUUUUUAAUUCGGUGGUAAGAAAUCUUCAUGCAUUUGGACAAUUUGGCGUGUUUUGAAGAAGGGCAUUGACGGGGAAAAAAUUCGUGUUGAAUUUACAUCGGAGUUGGGUCACUUAUAAUUGAAUUUGAGAACCUGAAUCCGUGGCGGGUUUGUUUAAAGAGAAAUGUGAUCCUAUUCGUGGUGAUAGGAAGAAAGGGUUUUGAAUCCUAUAACGGUAGUAACAGCGCCAUCUGAUGGCGCUGUUCAGACGAUUGUUUUACCGGAAGCCACCUGAUCGGCUUCUCGAGAUAUCCGAACGUGUCUACGUAUUUGAUUGUUGCUUCACUGCGAAUGUUAUGGAAGAAGACAACUUCAAAGCGUAUAUGGAUAGCAUUGUGGCACAGCUACAGGACUACUUUCCAGAAGCUUCAUUCGUGGUGUUUAAUUUCAGAGAGGGGGAUGGGCAGAGCCGAAUUUCAGACAUUUUAAACAAGUACAACAUGACUAUUAUGGACUAUCCGCGGCGAUAUGAGGGGUGCCCGCUGCUGCCACUUGAAAUGAUUCAUAACUUCCUUCAAUCUUGUGAAAGCUGGUUAUCAUCGGGAGGGCAGCAGAAUGUGCUUUUGAUGAACUGUGAAAGAGGAGGAUGGCCGGUACUUGCUUUCAUGCUUUCCAGUCUUCUGUUAUAUCGAAAACAAUAUAGUGGUGAGCAGAAGACUCUUGAAAUGGUCUACAAGCAAGCUUCUAGGGACCUUCUCAAGCUUCUGUGCCCUUUGAACCCCCAGCCUUCUCAUUUGAGAUAUCUGCAUUAUAUUUCUAGAAGAAAUUCAAGUAUUGAUUGGCCUCCCGCAUAUACACCUAUAUUUUUGGAUUGCAUAAUUCUUAGAGCUCUUCCCCGUUUUGAAGGGGGAGAUGGGUGCAGGCCGGUUAUACAUGUCUAUGGAUCGGACCCCAAAACACCAGCCAGUACAAGUUCUAAGCUUCUGUUUUCAACUUCCAAGUCAAAAAAACAAGUUCGCUACUUCCAAAAGGAAGAGUGUGCAUUGGUGAAAAUCGAUGCUCAUUGUCAUAUUCAGGGAGAUGUUGUGCUUGAGUGCGUCCAUUUAAAUGAAGAUUUGGUACUUGAAGAGAUAAUAUUCAGAAUUAUGUUUCACACGGCGUUUGUUCGAGGAAAUAUUUUAAAAUUCAACCAUGAUGAAGUUGAUGUGUUGUGGGAUGCCAGGGAUCAAUUUCCAGAGGAAUUUUCAGCAGAGGUAAAGUUUAUGGACCCUGAUUCAGUUGUCCCACAUCUCACCAGAGUCACAACAAGGGAAAAUGGGAAUGAGAUUGAAAGUGGCUCACCAGAGGAAUUUUUUGAGGUGGAAGAGAUCUUCAGCAAUGCAGUUGAUGCACUGGACGGAAAGGUGGAUGAUGACAGUUUGAAAGUUCAUUACAACAAGUUAGAGCAGAAAGAUGUCCGGAGGGAGGGUGUAGAUCCUCAUAGAUUUCAAGAAUGUGCCAUAAAUGAUGGGAUCAAAAAACAGGAUGUCAAGGUUGAUUCUAGUAUAGAUGCAGUGAAGGACAUAGCUGUGGAUGAUGUGAAUUACAAAUUACAUAAGAAGAUGAAUUCUGACACUAAUGUUGUGAAGGACAUAGCAGUUGAUGAAGGAGACUUUAAGGUUGGUUCAGUGGAUUUUACUACCGGCCUGUUGAGGGAUAGAGAAACCAAUAAGGUGACAGAAGAUGUGCUUGGAAAGUUGGAAUACGUGGAAGAUAUAGUCAAUAGAGAAGACAUUGUUCCACUGAAGAAGCAAAGGUUGGAAACUGAUAUUUCCAAACCUAAACCUGAGAAGUUUUUGCCUGCUUCAAAGAAAUGGGGUGGGCUGUUCCCAAAACCAGCUUCAGAUUCUGCUCUGGUGAAACCAAAGAGCAAACAACUAGAACUUCAGGGCCAUCCUGCAAGACAAGCAAAGCCAAAUGCCAUAUCUCGAUGGAUCCCUCCUAACAAAGGCUCUUAUGCAAAUUCGAUGCAUGUAUCAUAUCCACCAUCAAGACAUAGUAGUGCACCACCUGCACUUUCCGGUACUACUGCUUUGAGGAAAUCGAAGUCUGGUUCCAAUCUAAAGGUUUCUACGGGAGCUAUGAUUUCAAAGGAUGUUUUAUUCAGGCAAAAAAGUCAGAAGGUUGACCGUGUAAAGGCUUCAGACUCUUCGAAAGAAAUAUCUACCACUCCAAUAAUUCCAACAUCGUUGCCUGGUCUACAACAAUCGGUGUAUAUUCCACCUAGCAAUCCACAACCAUCACCACCACCUGCUCCUCCUCUUCCUCCUCCUUCCCCAUCUCCACCAAGACCUUCUCUCUUGGUUUCACAAUCUUUGCAGGAAACUACAUCUAUACUACCUUCCCUACCUCCUGGAGAUGUUUCUAGAAUGCCUUUCGCAGCAUCACCUCCUUGCCUUCCACCUUGCACAACAACAAAUGUAAAUACUAUUGGGAUGGUUGCACAAUCUCCAGUGUCAGGUCCUCUGCUGCUUCCCUCUCCUCCAUUAUCUGUUUCUCAGACUACCACACUGCUUUUGCUUCCUCCACAACCUUCAUCAUCCCGGAAGUCUAGGUAUUCUUUAGCCUGUACUGCACUACAUUCUCCACCUCCAACCCCUCCUCAUCCAUCUUUUGUCAGAUCAUUGGGUACAUCACAGCCUAGUAAUGAACCUUCUUUUCAUCCACAACCCCCUCCCACCGCACCAAUUAAAUGUGCUAUAUCUCCAUCCACCAUGCAUGAAGUGCUAUCAGCACCUUCUCUACCCCUAGCCCCUCCAUUGUGUGAUUCUCCAUCUCCACUACCACCCUCCCUCCCACCACCAGUGCCCACUGGACAUGGACCUUUGCCACCCCCAUCCCUACCACCAUUGCCACCUUUUCAAUAUCAUUCUUUGGCUCCUAUACCUCUACCACCGCCAAUGCCUCUUCUUCAAGUAGCUUCUUCACCACCACCAUUGCCACCACCUUUUUUACAAGGAAUUGCGUAUGGACAUUCUCAACUACCCUUACCAAUGCCUAGUUGUCUAUCCCCUCUACUUGCACCACUCUCAUCGAUGUAUAGUCCCCUCCCUUCUUCACCUUUAUCACCCCUAUUAGUGUCUACCACUUCAUCUCUAUCAUCCCUAUCAAUUUCUACUUGCCCACUUCCUUUUGCAUCUCCACCACCUCCAUUGAUGUCUAGCGCCCAUUCUCUAACUCCCCCCUCAAUAUCUAGAGCUUCAUCUCUUCCUCCCCUACCACCCACAUCAAUGUCUAGCUCCCCACUUCCUCCUUCACCUCCAUCAUCCCCAUCAAUGUCUAGUGCCCCACCUCUUCCACAACCCUCAUCAAUAUAUAGCGCCCCAUUUCCUUCAUUUUCACCACCCUUUUCGACGAUUAGUGUCCCACCUUCAUCUCCACCACCCCCAUCAAUAUGUAGUGCCCCACUUCCUCCCCUACCUUCACCACUCUCUUCGACGACUAAUGCCUCACCUUCACCUCCACCACCCCCAUUAAUGUCUAAUACUACACCUCCUCCCAUUCCUCCACAUACAUCUCCAUCACCCCAAUUGGUGCCUAGUUCCCCACCUAUGUCCGGUGCCUCCCUUUCUCUUCCACCUUUACCCCCCUCUUCAACGAUUAGUGCCUCACCUCCUCCUCCUUCAUCUCCCAUACCCCCAUCGGUGUCUAGUGCCCCCUUUCCUCCUCCACCACCACCCUCUCCGACGACUACUGCCCCACCUCCAACUCCACCUCCAUCUGCACCACCCCCAUUGGUGUCUAGUGUCCCAUCCCCAUUACCCCCGUUAGUUUCUAGUGCUCCAUCUCCACCGCCACCUCCUCCGCCACCUCCUGGGAGCGGAGCGCCACCUCCUCCGCCACCUCCUGGAAGCACAGCGCCACCUCCACCGCCACCUCCUGGAAGCAGAGCGCCACCUCCACCGCCACCUCCUGGAGGUGGAGCUCCUGGCCCUCCAGCACCACCUGGAGCUCCUGGCGGCGGACCGCCACCUCCUCCUCCUAGCGCUAGAGGAAGAGGGCGUGGGCUAUCUCGUUCAGGAGCUAUGACAACUAGGAAAUCUUCCUUAAAGCCUUUACACUGGAGCAAAGUCUCAAGGGCAAUAAAAGGAAGCUUAUGGGAGGAAUUGCAAAGACAUGGAGAGCCUCAAAUUGCUCCAGAAUUUGAUGUAUCAGAACUUGAGAGACUUUUCACUGCUGUUGUUCCUAAACGUUCUCGUGGGGGUAAAGGGAAAGGCAACUCAGGUGGAUCAAAAACUGACAAAGUCCACUUGAUUGACUUGAGGAGGGCCAACAACACUGAAAUUAUGCUCACAAAAGUUAAAAUCCCACUUCCUGAAAUGAUGGCUGCAGUGCUAGCAAUGGAUGAUACAGUAUUAGAUGUUGAUCAAGUGGAAAAUCUCAUAAAAUUUUGUCCAACUAAAGAGGAAAUGGAACUUCUCAAGAACUACACUGGUGACAAGGAGACUCUAGGGAAGUGUGAACAGUACUUUUUGGAGCUGAUGAAAGUGCCACGAGUAGAGUCAAAAAUGAGAGUGUUUUCUUUCAAGAUACAGUUCCGAACUCAGAUAUCUGAAUUUAGAAGGAGCUUAGAAGCUGUAAACUCUGCAUGCGAUGAGGUACGCAAUUCGGAUAAAUUGAAGGAAAUCAUGAAGAAAAUUCUCUAUCUAGGAAACAUAUUGAACCAAGGAACUGCACGGGGUUCUGCUGUGGGGUUUAAGUUGGACAGUCUUCUAAAGCUCACAGAUACACGUGCUGCUUCCAGCAAGAUGACGCUAAUGCAUUAUCUUUGCAAGGUCCUAGCUGAAAAGAAUCCAACACUAUUAGAUGUUCACCUUGAUUUUGUUAGCCUUGAAGCUGCAGCUAAGAUACACUUAAAAGUUUUAGCAGAAGAAAUGCAAGCUAUAGUUAAGGGAUUAGAAAAGGUUAAGCAGGAGUUGGCUGCCUCAGAAAAUGAAGGUCCUGUUUCUGAUGUUUUUCGUAAGACAUUAAAAGAAUUCAUUUCUGGUUCUGAAGCGGAGGCGGCAUCUGUAACACAUCUAUACACCGAAGUGGGUAAAAAUGCAGAUUCACUUGCACUCUAUUUUGGUGAGGAUCCUACCCGAUGCCCAUUUGAGCAAGUUACAACAACACUCUUAAAUUUUGUGAGGUUGUUUCGAAAAGCACACGAGGAGAAUAUGAAGCAGGCCGAAGUGGAGCAGAAGAAAGUCGAGAAGGAGGCUGAAACGGAUAAGAACAAGGGAACGGAAGAAGCAGAAUAGUCAAGGAUUGAUUUCUCUAUUCCUACAAAGGUAAUAUUGCCCGUCUCUGGCAGCUGAUGUCUGUGCCGAAGAGCUCGACUCAAUGAUAGGAAAUGCUGGCCUUGUAGGGAUGUUCACUGAAGAUGCCUACCAUUCUCUGGUAUCGGUUCAAUUUUAAAGCCUUCAGAGAUGUUGCAAAUGAUGCAAGGGCAUUGUUCUGGAAGCUUGCUGGCCUCGAACUUUGUAUGAGGCUUCAGGAGACAGUUUUAUACGGUAAGUUGCUCAAUCCCAUUACCGUUGAAUGAUUGGUGAAACUUUCGGAGCAGAUGUCAGAUGGACCGAGCUUCGAAGCAGAGUGGUUAUGACCACAACCUAGCAGAGCCGAGGUUCUUAAAUGCAGCCUAUCAAGGUCACUGCUAUGGCACUUCUAGCAUUAACGUCAUUCUGAAAUCGGUGUUGCGGGCCAUCACUUGGCAAUGUUAGACGAAUUAUUUUCAGCUUCCGCCUUUCAUUUACCGUAUUUCCUUCAGCUCCGGAGCGGAUGUGGGACUGUAAACACUGGAAGAAGCCCUGCUGUA
Molecule: messenger RNA, 6022 nt
Organism: Hibiscus syriacus
Lineage: Eukaryota; Viridiplantae; Streptophyta; Magnoliopsida; Malvales; Malvaceae
Product: formin-like protein 14
Exons: 18
Coding region: 441-5465 (1674 amino acids)
Source: RefSeq, a predicted model, not a curated record